Molecule: messenger RNA, 1720 nt
Organism: Candidula unifasciata
Lineage: Eukaryota; Metazoa; Mollusca; Gastropoda; Stylommatophora; Geomitridae
Source: the annotation of a GenBank genome assembly
AUGCCUUUGUUUGAUCUUGGGCGCAAGAAGCCUGACCUAAUACUCAGUUCCUGCCACAGCUACUUGAAGAAACAUGUAAAGCUGCCCUCAGAGCACCGUGUGAUUAUACUGAAUAUCAUUGAGAGAAUUAUCAGAGAGACUCUAGAUUCCAUAGAUCUUCAAUUGGCAAUGAACUUGAUCAAACAGGCUUCCGCAGAAAUGACCCAGUCUAAGGAAGUGUCUCCUGAGUGGCAGACGGCAGCCAGCGGAAUUUUGGUAGCUCUAGGAAGCAAGUAUUGCAAUGAAGUAAUGGGUGAGAUGCUGGAGAAGUUUCAACCUGGAGUCUUGCCGCACUUUUUUGUUGUCCAGACAAUUGGCAACUUGGCUGCUGCUAAUGUGUAUGAUAUGGUGCCACACCUGACUGCAGUUUUAGGAACCAUGCUGCCCAUGUUGGGUUUAGCCAAGUACGACAACAUGAGAUGGGUUUUUGCUUCAGCUAUAUCAAAGUUUAGUGAAGCAAUAUUGGAAUACUGUGCAAACCUGGAUCAGGCCCCUGAUAAGUCAGUUUCCACAGAUCGAUUUGCAUCCGAAAUAUUUUCAGCAUACGACAUCAUGUUUAAUGUAUGGCUUCAGUCGAAAGAGGCCAAGCUGAGACUUGCUAUCAUUGAAGCAGUUGGUCACAUGACUCAUGUGAUGAGCAAGGACAGAUUGCAGGAGCAGCUUCCCAAGAUUCUGCAGGGCAUUUUCUCAUUGUACAAACGUCACCAAGAAGCUUAUCACAUCACGCAGGGACUUUGUAUGGUGCUGGAUGCCGUGUGUGUCGAAGGAAGUCUCAUUCUGGAGCCAUACCUGGACAACUUGCUGAACAUUCUGUUUUCACAGAUUUUUCAGCCUGUAGAUUACAACAACCCAAUGAGCAUCAAAAACCACAACGAACUUUUGAGGUCAUUUGCAAUUAUAGCUCGGGCAUUUUCUGGGAAACUAGUUGGGAUUUUGCUAGGGAAGUUGGAGACGAGAGAUGAGAAAAUCAAAAUUGGCAUUUUGUCAAUCUUCAGGCAUGUGAUCAAUGCAGCAGUGUCUGCCAUGGAAGAUAAGAAGGAAGUGAUUGUGUCAGGACUCAAGGGAUUGUGUAACGAAACAAACAACAAGGUGAAGAAGAUGUUUGCCCAAGUGAUCAUCGCCAUGGCCCACCAUGGUUAUCUCAUGCUUGAGGGUGGUCAUCACAUGGUGGAAUUCAUCGUCAGACAGUGUGCUCUGGAGGAUGAUCCAAAGGGCAAAAGGUCACCAGAUCCUGAGUAUGUGAGCAACCAGGCACUGAGGAGCAUGUGUGACAACAUCCUGAUGUUGGUGACCACCACUAUUGAAAACAUGGAGACGGUUUUGUGGCCUUACUUGCUGGAGCUUGUGAUUCCCGAGCAGUACACAGCAGCAGCAGGCCCAGUGUGUCGCUCUCUGGGGUUUCUCUCACAGAAGAAGCGAGCAGAGAAUGCACCUGACUAUGAAAUUGAUUUUGAGACCGCUCCCAACAUUCCGAAACCAACAGGCCUCAUUGCAAGAGUUUUGGUGCUGGCAGGGCGACCUCACAAUGGCCGUGGCCGAGGUGUUCACGUUCUGAACUGUAUGAAGGGCAUCUCCCCUGUACUUCAUGACGGUAUUGCAGGAUUAUGGGAUGUAGUCAUCCCGAAACUGAUCAGUUACUUGGAGGGACCAGAUCAUCGGAAGUUGAAGCAUGGAAAGGAUG